GGGGAGGGAAGAUGGCGGCGGCGGCGGCGGCGGCAGCAGCGGGGAACCUGGCGCGGCUGGGUGCCGUGUGUCUGCGGGGCCUGCGGAGGGGCGGAGCCCCUGCGGCGGCGGGAUUGUUCUCCUCUCCCGUUGUGUCACCGCUGUCGCAUAUCCACACAAGUGCUUCUCUUGAUGCCUCCUUUAAAUGGGAGAAGAAAAAUAACAAAAUUUACCCUCCUCAACUGCCUGACGAGCCUCGGAGACCAGCAGAAGUAUACCACUGCCGAAGACAAAUAAAAUACAGCAAUGAAAAGAUGUGGUAUGUGGCAAAACUGGUUCGAGGAAUGUCAAUUGACCAGGCCCUGGCUCAGCUAGAAUUCAAUGACAAAAAAGGAGCAAAAAUAGUCAGAGAGGUUCUUUUAGAAGCUCAAGACUUGGCAGUGAGAAAACACAAUGUAGAAUUCAAAUCCAAUUUGUACAUAGCCGAAUCUACUUCCGGAAGAGGCCAGUACCUGAAACGCAUCCGCUACCAUGGGAGAGGUGGCUUUGGUAUCAUGAAGAAGGUAUAUUGCCAUUACUUUGUGAAGCUGGUAGAGGGACCCCCUCCUCCUCCGGAGAAGCCAAAGUCUGACUUUGACCACGCUAAGGACUACAUCCAGGAGCUCCGCAACCGGACCAUCAUUCAUUCCCUCUGAUGAAUUCCAAGCCCACAGCGGGCAUCUUUUUUCAACCAUCUUUUGAAAUUAUAACUGUAAACAAAGA
Messenger RNA from Ornithorhynchus anatinus (platypus), 741 nucleotides. It is a transcript of the gene MRPL22, whose product is annotated as mitochondrial ribosomal protein L22. The record is from RefSeq and is a predicted model, not a curated record. Gene Ontology annotation, biological process: ribosome assembly; translation. The transcript is spliced from 7 exons. Gene Ontology annotation, cellular component: mitochondrial large ribosomal subunit; ribosome. NCBI's taxonomy places the organism in Eukaryota, Metazoa, Chordata, Mammalia, Monotremata, Ornithorhynchidae. Bases 12 to 674 code for a protein of 220 amino acids. Gene Ontology annotation, molecular function: structural constituent of ribosome.